CAUCCCAUCACACAGCACAUAGUAAGCGUGUCUGUUUCUACACCUUUCCACUCCCAGAUUCAUCUCUACAUCAUAUCUGCUAGUGUUUCACCUUCCCCUCAUUCACACACUGCAACACCACAUUGUUUCUUUUCAUUAUUCUCCACUUCCCAAAAAUGGCCAUGGCAGUUGCUUUCUCUCUCUCUUCUCCCUCCUCGGCUCUGUUCCAGUCCCGCCACUCCUUCGCCAAGUGUCUCGCAUCAAAGCAAAACUCGCCCCUGCAACUGGAACAGACGAAAUCCAGUGACAACACCCCAAUCACUCUACACUCUUUCUCUCCGUUCCCAUUGUUAUGCGCCGCCGCUCUUUUACCCGGAGCUGAAGCCGUGGGUUCCGUUUUCGGUCCUUUCGUUGACCUUGUCAAAUCGUUGAAUCUUCCAGAUUGGCUCGUUCAUUGGGGCCACCCUGCCAACAUGGCAGUCGUGCUCUUUGCCAUGGGUGGCUAUGGCACAUAUCUGGGAUUUCGGAUUCGUUAUUCUGAAAAUGUGGAGGAAAAGGCUAAGGCUAAGGAUUUACACCCUAAGCUUUUAGCUGGUAUGUUUUUCUUCUUUGCUCUUGGAGCUACUGGGGGAAUAACUGCUCUACUCACUUCGGAUAAACCCAUUUUUGAGAGUCCUCAUGCUGUUACAGGCGUAAUUGGCCUAGCUUUAUUGACAAUACAAACUGUAUUGCCCUCACUCUUUGAGGGAAAUCCCGGACUAAGGAAUGUUCAUGGUAUCUUGGGUAGUGGUAUCAUGACACUUUUUCUAGUUCAUUUUGCCCUUGGACUUCAAUUAGGAUUUAGUUACUAAUUGAAGUUUCCAUUGGACUUCAAUUGUUAUGUAGAGGUCAUUCAUUUUAAUUAUGGUGUACAUUCUUUCCUAGUUCCAAUUGUGAGCUCUGAUUAUCAUGAUUGUUUGUUCUAGACUC
This is a messenger RNA of Vigna angularis (adzuki bean), 948 nucleotides long. RefSeq lists its product as uncharacterized. NCBI's taxonomy places the organism in Eukaryota, Viridiplantae, Streptophyta, Magnoliopsida, Fabales, Fabaceae. The transcript has 6 exons. The record is from RefSeq and is a predicted model, not a curated record. Gene Ontology annotation, cellular component: membrane. Bases 156 to 830 code for a protein of 224 amino acids.